CAUCGUCGGCGUGGCGUGGCGGUAGUAUAUGUUGGUAAACCAUAGAUAUAGUAUAUAUUUAUGUAGUAAAUGGCAUAAAGGCUAAUAGCAACAGAGCAAUAAUUAAGACGAUAGUUAAACUAUCUUCGGUUCAUUUAAAUUUGCUGCGAUACGUAAACUGUAAUCGUUUGGAGGAAAAUGGACAGUGAAGAAAAACUUCUACAGUUUGCUCCCUUCAGUUCGUGCUUGGAUCCUGGAUUUUGGUAUCAGCUAACACAACGUAAAGUAAACAUAUAUAAAUUGGACGACAGCCCAGUGUCAAUAAGUGGCUUUUAUUCUAAUGGAGAAGCACCAGGACUCCCAGUUUUAGCAAAUAUAGACUACACAGCAUUUGAUGGGAAUCGUAAGGCACCAGCACAUCAAUUUACCUUGAUGGGCACAUUAUACAACACCAAUAUUUUGGACGAAUUUAAACAGAAAGAUAAGCAGAAGCUCAUCUUAGAUUUUGGAAAACAAAUCUGGAGUGAUAUUAAAUCUGGGAAAGCUUUAAAAAAGCCAUCGUCAACCUUAUCACUGUUUUUAGCUGUGACGUUUGCAGACUUAAAGAGGUAUGUCUUCUACUAUUGGUUUGCCUACCCAGCAUUGAUACAUCCAGAGAAAGUUGUCUUACUUAGCCCCCCAUUAAGCUUACAGAACUGUUUCACUGCUGACCAGAUUAUUCAGCUUCAGUGUACUUAUGACUUGCUGGAGGAUCCAGAGGACAGAAGCUACUUUCUUGUACAUAUUAAUGAGGCUCAAUCUAUUACUGUCAGGCCUCUCAGAGAGUAUCUUGAUCUCAAAAAUGAACCGGGAAAGCUAAUUGUAGGGUUUGCAGACCCCUGUACUUUAAAAGAGAAUCCUGGUUGGCCUCUCAGAAACCUUCUGGCAUUAGUUUCAUACCAUUGGGGCAAAGACAGGUCUGAGUGGGAAGUCUUGUGUUUUAGGGACAGAGUCAAGGAUGGCAAGAGGUCUUCAUCUCACAGUCUUCUACUGCAAGUAAAACUAUGUGGAACAAUGAUUCCUAAUGAUGCCCCUCUUUGUGUUGGGUGGGAGAAAAAUGAAAAACAAAAGCUGGGACCUCGUCAUGUGGAUUUAAGCUCUAGUAUGAAUCCUAAAAGAUUAGCAGAGUCUGCUGUAGAGUUGAAUCUGAGAUUGAUGAGGUGGAGACUAGUCCCUUCACUUGAUCUAGAGAAAAUAACAUCAACUAAGUGUCUUCUUCUUGGGGCAGGUACUCUUGGUUGUAAUGUUGGAAGGUGUUUAUUGAGCUGGGGAGUAAAACAUAUAACUUUUGUGGACAAUGCCAGAGUUUCCUUUUCAAAUCCUGUUCGACAGUCCUUGUUCACAUUUGAAAGCUGUCUGGAUGGUGGCGAGCUAAAAGCUGAAGCUGCAGCCAACGGACUGAGGAGAAUCUUCCCUGGAAUAGUCACACAAGGAAUAAACUUAAGCAUUCCAAUGCCAGGACAUCCUGUGAAUGGAAAGUUAAUAGAACAGAUAAAGCAAGAUGUGGAACAGCUGGAAGACCUAGUGGAAACCCAUGAUGUCGUGUUUCUCCUGAUGGACACAAGGGAGAGCCGUUGGCUACCCACAGUUUUAGGAGCUCUAAAACAGAAGAUAGUCUUCAGUGUAGCCCUUGGCUUUGACACGUUUCUAGUGCUGCGGCAUGGCAUGAAAUCAAAAGAUUCUAAUUCCGGGGUGAAACCAAUGUCUUUAGAUGGUGCUGUACCAGGAGAUCAGCUUGGCUGUUAUUUCUGUAAUGAUGUUGUGGCACCAGGCAACUCAACCCGUGACAGAACGUUAGAUCAACAGUGUACAGUAACAAGGCCUGGAGUAUCUAUGGUGGCCUCAGCUUUAGCUGUUGAACUUCUGGUGAGCUUGCUACAACACCCACGUGGCCCUCUCGCAGAAGCAGAGACUAGUUCCUGGGACCAGAAUUUAACAGUGGAGUCGGAAUCACCAUUGGGAAUCAUUCCUCACCAGAUUCGAGGUUUCUUAUCCCGUUUCCACCACAUCCUUCCUGCUAGCAUUGCCUUCAAUCAGUGUACAGCAUGUUCCCACUCGGUUCUUGACAUGUAUAAACGUGAAGGAUAUGACUUCUUGUUGAAGGUCUUUAAUGAACCCAACUAUUUGGAAGAUUUGACAGGGCUUAAGAAGUUGCAUGAAGAAACAAACAGUGCUGAGGUUUGGGUGUUAAGUGAUAAUGAGAGUAUGUGAUCAAAAGGUUGACACUACAAUGGCUACAACCUCUUUUGGAAUAACCUGUCUACAUGGUUAUCAUUCUUCGUUGAAAAGGUUCUCAAAUACUUUGUACAUGAAAAAGAAAAUGAAGUGUGCUUUUUGUGGGAAUGAGUUGUACAAUUUAAUAUUAAAUUAAUUUGUUAGGCUUUAAUAAUCAGGCAAAAAAUUAAUUUGGUGAGGAAGUCUUCCUAAUACCAAUGGUUUUUGUGAUCUUGUUUCACACUGAAAGAUACCGUAUUGCUAACUGAAAGUCAAGUUUUGUGUGUCAAAUGUUGAAAAGAUUGAUUAACAUUCAACUAUAUCUGAAUGGUAUUUUUAAAUCUCUGUCAGUUGUACUUAUGGUUUAUUUAAUUAUGUUUCAGCUGACCCACAAUCAUAUUUUGUGAUAAAACAUUGUCAACUAAUUAGUAUUUGAAUCUAUUAUUAAAAUAUUUUUUCUUUC
Limulus polyphemus (Atlantic horseshoe crab) is the source of this 2695-nucleotide messenger RNA. RefSeq names its product ubiquitin-like modifier-activating enzyme ATG7 (gene Atg7). NCBI's taxonomy places the organism in Eukaryota, Metazoa, Arthropoda, Merostomata, Xiphosura, Limulidae. The transcript is spliced from 19 exons. The record is from RefSeq and is a predicted model, not a curated record. Bases 178 to 2229 code for a protein of 683 amino acids. Gene Ontology annotation, molecular function: Atg8 activating enzyme activity; Atg12 activating enzyme activity. Gene Ontology annotation, biological process: C-terminal protein lipidation; piecemeal microautophagy of the nucleus; cellular response to nitrogen starvation. Gene Ontology annotation, cellular component: phagophore assembly site; cytoplasm.